This is a messenger RNA of Amoebophrya sp. A120, 2377 nucleotides long. NCBI's taxonomy places the organism in Eukaryota, Dinophyceae, Syndiniales, Amoebophryaceae. The record is from the annotation of a GenBank genome assembly.
AAACGACCGUAGGAGCAAGUAUGAACACGAACAAAAGUAUUUCUGUCGGCAUAGAUCAAAAAUUCGAAGUGACCUCCUAGUCGUAGAGGCAGAGCCAUUUAAGUUUCUUGCCAAGUGUUACUUUGACUCAGCAUCGUCAUUCAAAAUGCCGAUGCAAUCCCGUUUCGAGCGACGGCGCAAAGACCGCGCCCGGAUACUCGACAUUUGCUCCCGUAUCGCGGACAAAGUCGUCGCAGAAAGUGGAGUCGAGGUUUCCCUGCACAAGAAGCCGACAGCAGGUGCGGUUGGUGAUGGGCUUGCUGUACAUCGACAUCAAGAGCUGCAUGAUGGAAUCGCUCUCACAUUUCCCACUUCUACAGGUGGCACAACCGAUCAUGCUACUUCUGGCACCUCAUUGCCCCACCUGCCUCCAGUGAGUGCCGUCAUGGUGGACAAGGAACGCGACAGGACGAACUUGAGCACAGCAAGUCCCUGCACCACUAUGUCCUCGCCCAGCAGCCCUUCUUCAAGCGGAACUACAAAAGAUGAAUCUAAAAACUCCUUCUGGGCGACCGUUCCCGCAGCGUUAAAUCCGGCUUCUGAACUCUGCGCCCUGCAGAAAAAAACCGGUCGCGCAGAACGGAAGCAGCAACAGCUGGAGAGCGUUAUAACGAGCGCUGUUUUUCCGGUUGUGGAGCAUGUCUUGCAGCAUCAAGCAUCAAGAAAGAUAUUACCGAGCAACGCAACAUUGAGAGGAGGAGCAGAGGAUGUAGUUGAUACAGCUGCAACUGAGAAGAUUAUUGCUACAGGCUCCUCUAUACAACGUAUGAAGAAGCCCUCAUCUACAACCACAGCACCGCUCCACAUCGUCGAUUUUUGCGCUGGGAGCGGCCACGUCGGUUUGCUCGUCGCGCAUUUUUUCGGGCCGGACAAGGUUCAAGUGACCUGUGUGGACCGGUGUCCAGGGAAGUGCGAAAUGGGGAACAACCGGGCUAAAGACGCUGGGCUGACGAACGCGAAAUUUGUGCGCAAAAGCUUAGAAGAGUGUGGAAUUGGGCGAGACGAUGACAGUGAAAUAAAAUUGAAACAACACGAAACAGCAAGCGCAACAACUACCAUCGAGCAAGACGUAUUCAAAUUUGACGUCGCUCUCUCCCUGCACAGUUGCGGGCUGCUCACGGAUGCGAUUCUGAAGAUGUGUACCGAGCAAAAAGCCUCUUUCGUCCUCGUCCCCUGUUGCUACGGGCAGUUGUGCGGAAAGGAGCGCCUGUUUUACUCCAAGCUGUUCGGGUUGGACGCCGUGCCCAGGCCGCAGAGCCGGUUUUUCCAGAACAGAAACUGGUGGGGGGAGAAGGUAUUUGCAGGGACUUCUACAACAACUUCUGCUCUCGAGGGCACGACCAACGACCCGCUCAAGACUGAAGAUCAUUCGGCGGACGACUCGAUGCUCAUGUGCACGCCGGCGACCACCGCAGACGAAAGCGGAGAAACUACGCCAGACCCAGACGUCGAGAGUGACGACGAUCAUGGGUCCUUAGAUGCUCCACUUCACGAGAGUGCAAAAGAGGAUGACGGCCUCUCAACGCCGCGCAAGCUCCUGCAGGAGAGAAAUGCCGCUCGAUCUGCGCAGCAGGGGAGGACAACCCGCGACGCAUUUCGACCCCUCAUUCCCCGUAACGACCUGGAUUUCUUUCGAAACAAAAUUAUACUUUCUCAACAACACAACGCCUCGAGCAUUAAAGCGAAAACGACAUCUUCGAGCAGAAUAAAGGCCCAGCAACUCCCCGGAGGCGAUUUGGCAGACCAGAUGAAGGAUAUGAAUUUGGAAGAGUUUGUCAGAACACCACCACCAGCACCUGAGACGACUGCUCCAGUAGUUUCUAAUGCGGAGGAGACAUCGGAAGAUGCGUCUGGCUCUGGUGUGAUGAUGCAGACCACCGGUUUCCAAUCUGAGACGAGUGAGAAUUGCCUCGUCCACGAGAACGAUUUCUGGUCCCAGAUUUUGGUUUCUGCGGAAAUCGACGUGGUGGGGAACCAGAGCAACUGGCAGGACGAAAACUUCGAGAACAAUUUGAAGUUUCAACAAGUGAAAAAGUGCAUGCAGGCCUGCGACGUGGACCGUUUGCGCAGGGUGAGGGAAAAAUGCCCCGACUUGUAUGAUGUGCGACUGACCUCUUUGUACCCCUUGAACUGUACCCCCAAAAAUGAGGUUUUGGUCGGCAAAAGGAGGUUUGUUUGAAAGAAAGUGGACAACCUUACAAACCACCAUUGUUUGAAAGCGACAAAUAUUUGAACAUGAAGUUGAAGAUCUAUUUUGCGACACUUACAUUCAUUACUUCCUCCUAGCAUUUUUCCCCCGUGCUUCAAAUGCAUGGCCGAAAGUUUCAAGAUGUGACAU